This is a messenger RNA of Eufriesea mexicana, 975 nucleotides long. RefSeq names its product TBC1 domain family member 5 homolog A-like. The record is from RefSeq and is a predicted model, not a curated record. Lineage: Eukaryota; Metazoa; Arthropoda; Insecta; Hymenoptera; Apidae. The coding region runs from base 1 to 975 and encodes 324 amino acids. The transcript is spliced from 3 exons.
AUGUCUUUCAUUUGGUAUAUUGUGCUUUUCUUCUUUAUUCAGCGUAGUCUUUGUGCAUCUGAUUUGAUUGCUCCACAGAACAACGAACAAUCGGGAUCUUCCUUAUCAGACAACGUGCAAAAGAAGAUCAAUACCGAGGACGUAAUUUUCGACGAAGAGAAGACAAGUAAAGAAGGUAGUUCCAUUUAUAACAAGGGGCAACUAGGAUUUAAUGAACGCAAGCGAGAUGAAAAGAGAUACGGUAACCAGGAUACAGCUCGCAAAGGGCACGACAAAGGAAGACACAGUUUAGGAGAAUCUGAAGUCGUCGAUCACGAGAGGAAUUCUUUUGAACGGCGCGGCAGUGGAUAUUACAAAAAAGGGCAUCGCAGGACCGGUUUCAACAACAACUACCAUAAAGAUGAGUCAGGAAAUAACUCAAGCUUUUACGAGGACAGCGAUGACGAGGGGGGGCAUAGGUCGACGGGGAAUAAUGGUGGAUAUUAUGGGCAAAAAUCGCAAAACUCGUUUAGGGAUGGCUGGCGUGACGCAUCCUACGUUGAGAGAGAUAAGGCACAACAGGGAAUACAUGACAAUAGAAAAAAUUUUAACGAUUAUCGCGAUCAUGUCGGAGGGUACAACAAUGAUCGAUACACAGAUAAUAGAAGAAAUUACUUGAGAAACGAAGCUAGACGUUAUUUCGAUAAAAAUGGGGAAGAGGUACAUUAUCCGAUUAUUUAUCGUAAUAUCGAUCAUAUUCCUGCAUUCGGAUAUUCACGCUAUCACAUAGAUACGCUACCUACAGGCUAUUACAAGAAGGAUCCUUACUCAAUGGAUUACCGAUAUUUUCCAUAUCAGAGGCAAAGAAACGAUGAACAAGAUUUAUAUUAUCCAUUUAGGAGAGGUUAUAGCAAAGGUUAUCGGGAUGAUCUUUAUGAUAACGGAUACUUGAGCAAAUACAGAAAUGGUUUUGAUAUUGGAUAUCAUAGAAUUUAA